This is a messenger RNA of Protopolystoma xenopodis, 648 nucleotides long. The record is from the annotation of a GenBank genome assembly. Lineage: Eukaryota; Metazoa; Platyhelminthes; Monogenea; Polystomatidea; Polystomatidae.
UCUCUGAAUCAGAGUCCUCUCUCUCCACCUAUUGAUGUCUUAACCUCAACUGGCUCAAGUCCAUCUGCAAGUAGUCAGCUUCGGCAGGCGAAUGAAGAUUUUAUUAACAAUUCUUGCCAGUCACCACCAGCUAACUCAGUGCCAUUACCCUCAUCUCCAUCAAGCCCCUCUUCGCUGCCUUCUGGUUGUCCUGUGAGUCCCCGAGGUUUGAAUGUUGACAAUACAGUCUUAUCCACUUCCGGCAUCCCGUCCAACAUGAUGAUGAAUCUGUCACUUAACACCUCACCUACGCCUACUUCUAUAUCCCAAAGUGGUAUCCUACGACGCGCAUCGCAUCCAUCAUCUUGUGGUGCUGCAACCACAUCUCCCGAAGUUGGACAGAUCUCAUCGAUCUCUGGACAAUUUAUGGAUGGCUUUAUUCAGCCUCUUCUCCCCGGUCAGUCCGUCCAAAUGUCGCCUGCCAUCACAGGACUUCCACCAGUUUCCUCUGCAGGUCCUACUGAAGAUCAGCUAUUUUAUUACUAUCCUACUAAUGUGCCCGAAGGAAUGGAAGUAUCAAGUAAUGGACAGAUCCGGCAACAUCAGGCCAUAGUUCAGCACGCAAUGCCUCAACAACAACAACAGUCUCAAUUGAGAGUAAAUCAAUAG